This is a messenger RNA of Impatiens glandulifera, 2074 nucleotides long. RefSeq names its product rop guanine nucleotide exchange factor 1-like. Gene Ontology annotation, molecular function: guanyl-nucleotide exchange factor activity. The coding region runs from base 183 to 1895 and encodes 570 amino acids. The record is from RefSeq and is a predicted model, not a curated record. Lineage: Eukaryota; Viridiplantae; Streptophyta; Magnoliopsida; Ericales; Balsaminaceae. The transcript has 5 exons.
UACCUACCUUUAUCAUCUCUCUGCUUUAAGUUAUUGCUUUUUCUCUCUCCUUCUCAUCUCCAUUACUACUUCUUAAUACAGUAUCUGCAAUUAUCAGGACACGCGAGGCAUUUUCUUUAUCAAUUUAUAGCCGGAAUGUGCAUAUUUUAGAUCUCUGAAUUCUCUUCUUUACAGGCAUUCUCAUGGGGAGCAUUUCAUCGGAAGAUGCUUCCGAUCACCGGAGUGAGCUAUGUGGAAGUUACACUUUAAGUGCUGAUAUAAGCGAAUCGGAGAGUUCAAGCAGUUUCUCUUGUCGACGUUAUGAUGCUGAAGGUGCCUCAAGUUCAAUGGCAUCUUCUCCUUUCCCUUGCCAGAAGAUGCCGCCGCCGCCGCCGUCGUCUUUUAUUAUUCCGGUGGUUGCUGGAAAGGAUGUGGUGGUUUGGGAUGAUAAUCCGGCGAAAACUCAACCGGAUUUGUCUGAGAUUGAACUGAUGAAGGAACGAUUUGCUAAGCUUCUUCUUGGUGAGGAUAUGUCUGGUGGAGGUAAAGGAGUAUGUACAGCGCUGGCGAUUUCUAAUGCUAUCACGAAUCUAUCUGCCACUGUGUUUGGAGAACUAUGGAGAUUGGAACCAUUGGCUUCACGGAAGAAAUCAAUGUGGAGACGAGAAUUGGAUUGGCUUCUUUCUGUAAGUGAUUCAAUUGUUGAAUUGGUACCAUCUAUACAGCAAUUUCCAAGUGGAGGUACUUAUGAAGUGAUGGCGACACGGCCGAGAUCUGAUUUAUACAUGAAUCUCCCUGCUUUGAAGAAGCUUGAUGCUAUGUUAAUCGGUAUACUCGAAGGUUUUCAAGAUAUGGAAUUCUGGUAUGUUGAUCGAAGCAUUGAUGAUUGUAGUGGAUAUCCUUCAUCAGCUACGUUUAACAAUGUUGAUGGGGGAAGGCCUUCGAUUAGACAAGAAGAGAAAUGGUGGCUUCCUUAUCCGAAAGUUCCUUCGAAGGGACUUUCAGAUGAUGGAAGGAGAAAACUUCAGCAGUGUCGAGAUUGUACUAACCAGAUACUCAAGGCUGCAUUGGCAAUCAAUAGUAAUGUGCUUGCUGAAAUGGAGGUUCCGAUUUCGUAUUUGGAAUCUUUACCCAAAAGUGGAAAAGCUUGCCUUGGAGAUGUCAUUUAUCGAUACAUGACAGCAGAUCAAUUCUCACCUGAUUGUUUACUUGAUUGUUUGGAUUUAUCGUCUGAACAUCAAACACUAGAAGUUGCAAACAUGAUUGAGGCGGCUGUGUAUGUAUGGCGAAAGAAAGGAAGAAACAACUUGAAUAGCCUGAAUAGCCCCAAGCGAAGUACAUCGUGGGGUGGGAAAGUAAAAAAAGGUUUAGUUGGGGAUGGUGAAAAGAGUCAAUUGCUCGCGGAUAGAGCAGAAUCUGUAUUGCACAGCUUAAGGAUUCGUUUCCCUGGCCUCCCACAGACUUCACUAGAUAUGAGCAAAAUCCAGUAUAACAAGGAUGUUGGACAGUCAAUUUUAGAAAGCUAUUCGAGGGUAAUGGAGAGUUUGGCGUUCAACAUGAUAGCAAGAAUGGAUGAUGUAAUCUACGUGAACGAUAUUGCUGAGAAACAAACUGCUGAAGCAGCAGAAUCAAUGGCUUUCUUUGGGAGAGGUGGUUUAGGUUGUGUGCCUAUUCAGAAACGGAUGUCACCUAGUCCUUUCUCAAUUCAGCAUACUCCAUUUGCAUCUCCAUUUGCGACUCCAACCUUUUGUUCUUCCCCUCCUCAGCCGCGAAGCCCAAGUAGUAGAAGCAGAGCUCGUGAUCUUAAGUUGGAGAAGUUAAGUAUUACAGCGGAAAUGGAGAAAUUUUGGUCGUUUACUGAUAAUCUUAGUUCGAGUUCGAGAAGACUUUCUGGAGAUGCACCUGAACGUGAUUGAUUAGAAGAUGAAGAUACAAUUAUUAUUAUUAUAUAUAGUUCUAUGUUACUUGAGGAUUUGGAGAUAAUUGGUUACUUUUGUAUAUCUUUGUAGUUGUUAGAUGUCUGAGUUUUUGUUUGAUAUCUAUAUGAAUACUAUUUUCUAUUGCAAACUUGAUGUAUAUAUUAAUUAAUGCUCUU